Molecule: messenger RNA, 2303 nt
Organism: Linepithema humile (Argentine ant)
Lineage: Eukaryota; Metazoa; Arthropoda; Insecta; Hymenoptera; Formicidae
Product: zinc finger Ran-binding domain-containing protein 2
Biological process (GO): RNA processing
Molecular function (GO): lipopolysaccharide binding; RNA binding
Source: RefSeq, a predicted model, not a curated record
CUCACAUGUAUAUACACGGCUUGCGCAUGUGUGCGGUAUUCCCUUCCUCACGCUGCUUGCUGCUUGCGUCUGAAAUCUGGCGUCACUGAUCAGUACGCGUACUGAUCUGGCGUGAUUCCAAGUGAUUUAGAGAUUCGCAUAUUCGCACGGUCUCCGUUACACUUGACUAAUGCUAUUCGUCGUAGCCUCUAGUAGGUAGACCGGGCUGGACCGGGCGCGUUUACAUUCGGGGGAACAGGAUGCAGUAGUUACGGUACGACAAAGUAAUUCGGAUAACGUUGCACUACCGCUGCAGCCGAAGUCGUUUCACGACUUCUUUUCACGAACGCAGCAAGGUUAAACACGGUGCGCUGGGCACCACUGGACGACAGCAGAAAUUAAUUGUGAGAUGGACGGCAAGGUGGACGACGAGAACCAGCGUAGCGUCAACGACGGCGACUGGGUCUGCCCUGAUUCUCAAUGUGCCAAUAUAAACUUUGCCAGACGAAACUCCUGCAAUCGCUGUGGGAAAGAUAGAGGAGAGUGUCCAAAGAAGAAAAAAUUGGGUCAAGAAAUUGGAAAAGCAGCUGCAGAGAAAAGCAGAGGACUGUUUAGCGCGGAUGACUGGCAAUGCAGUAAGUGUGGUAAUGUAAACUGGGCUCGCCGGCAACAAUGUAAUAUGUGUAAUGCACCAAAGUUUGGUGAAAUAGAAGAACGUACGGGAUAUGGAGGUGGAUAUAACGAUCGAGGAGUUGUAGAAUAUAAAGAAAGGCGGGAGGAUGACGACGAGUACGAUGAAUUUGGGCGGCGCAAGAAAAAACGAAAACUAGAGAAAAACUCGUCUGAUGAUGAUUCAAAAGAUUCCAAAUACAGCAGUCCACCGCGUAAAUCUAGAGACAAGGAAGAAAAAGAGAAGGAAGCAGACGAAGAGCAAGAAGAAAACGAGGACGAAGAGGAAGAUGACGAGGAUGAUGGUGAUUUAUCUAAAUACGAUCUUAGCGAAUGGGAUGACUUUGCACCAGUGAAAAAAAGCACAAACGGAAGUAGUACAUCACCGGAAGCACAACGGUCAAGGUAAUUAAUAGCGAAACGGAGAUGAUCGGCGUGAUUCAGGCACAUCCAACCAAUGAAAGGCUGUACAGAAGGACAGGUUUGACUUGGGUUUCGGGUAUAAAAUUGAUUAAGAUGAUGAGUUGCAGACAGCAUACAGUGUGAUGAAUUACUAAAUAAUGUAUAGUCCCAGAUCCUUAAGACUUAAAGUAUAGCUUGCUUUUAUUGCGAUUGUAUCUUGGUAUAUCGCAUAAAGACAUCGAGUAGAGAUUAGCAUUAACUUAGCAAAUCUCUCAAAGGUGCAAGCAUGCUUCUCAUUCGAUGUAUGACUUUUUACAGGUGAACCGAAGACCUUGAAAGAGAACGCAACCAGCUCUCGGCAACUAAGAAGUAUACACAACGCAACAAGUUUUAGUAAUUUAGUAUGCACCUUUGGAUAUAAAGUGGCCGAUAAUACGUGACUUAUUACAAAGGGAAGUCGAUUAACAAUAUAAGCUUUACAUUUAUAAUUGAGCUCAUAGCUUCGUUGAUCCUAAGGAAGCGAAAUGUAGGUCUCCUAUUUGCGCGGGUAUAUCGUUGUUCUAACGACUUUGUAGAAUUUACGAAAAACGGCGCAAGUAGUAUGUUUCGCUAGCGAAAUACAAGAUUGAUAAUACCAACAUGAAUCUAUAGAAGAAAUUAUACACAGCUCGUUUUACAAGCUAAGUAUAUGAGAUGUAGAAAAAGAUCUUAAUUCCUAUGUAAUAGAUGGUGUCAACGCUCUGCGCAAGAAGCCCCGACGUCGCAGUGUUCUAAGAUUUCUAUUACUUUAUCACAAAACGUAAACUAUGUCGAUGUAGCCGUGUCACUGCUUCGUAUUGCUCAAGCUGCCUGAAGUAAUCUAAUUCAUUUCUUUUUUUACCCCUUGUCUCUCUUUACGUCACUCGACGGUAACAUUCGGAUAAAAUAAAUCGUGAAGUAUAUUAAAGAAUCAUUCCCCACAAGAUAUGUAUUGAUGUCGUUUCGAAGAGACGGAAAGGAAAAAAGGAUACGUUUAUUUUUCUUGGACUAUCACAGUUUCCGAGUAAAUUUCAAACAGCCUGCUCACUUCGGAAUCGUAGCGCGUUUUAAAGUUAGUCGUGUUCCGCAUUGUGAUGACGCUGGAUUUGUCAGUUUUGUAAUAAACGGAAUUGAAUUCCGACGGCCGUUCUUGUACCGCAAAACGAUUAUCGAUCAAAUAUUGUAUUGACUUCUUGUAAAUAUCUUUAUUUUUCAUUUAUAAUAAAAAUCAUUCA